Amyelois transitella is the source of this 2934-nucleotide messenger RNA. RefSeq names its product mitochondrial glutamate carrier 1. The transcript is spliced from 8 exons. Lineage: Eukaryota; Metazoa; Arthropoda; Insecta; Lepidoptera; Pyralidae. Gene Ontology annotation, molecular function: L-aspartate transmembrane transporter activity; L-glutamate transmembrane transporter activity. The coding region runs from base 195 to 1142 and encodes 315 amino acids. Gene Ontology annotation, biological process: L-glutamate transmembrane transport; malate-aspartate shuttle; aspartate transmembrane transport. The record is from RefSeq and is a predicted model, not a curated record.
UCGAUCUCAGAUCGUCAUCCCUACAUAGCACGGUUCAAUUAAUUUUUCGUCAAAUACUUUAGGAAAUCUAGUUGGAAAUUAAGUUUUGUCAUUUUAUAUAUGAUAUACCUAUCAUGGUUUAACUCAAAUCUUAUUUUAUAGAAUCCAAUAAACUGUUAUCUUGUAAAAGUACUUUUAUCAGGUGAAUAAACACAAUGAGUUCCUCAAAGACUCCCUCUGCACAAGCUCCUCAAAAAUUUGCCCUAUUGCCGAAAAUCAUAAAUGGCGGCAUCGCCGGCAUCGUGGGGGUUUCGGUGGUGUUCCCCCUGGACCUGGUCAAGACGCGGCUGCAGAACCAGACCGUGGGGCCGCAGGGCGAAAAACAGUACAAGAGCAUGUUGGACUGUUUCAAGAAGACAUACGCAGCGGAGGGCUACUUCGGCAUGUACCGCGGGUCGGCGGUCAACAUCCUGCUCAUCACACCGGAGAAGGCAAUCAAACUAGCCGCCAACGACAUGUUCCGACACUAUCUCACGUUGUCUGACGGGUCGCUGCCGAUGUACCGUCAGAUGCUGGCGGGCGGCAGCGCGGGCGCGUGUCAGAUCGUCAUCACGACGCCCAUGGAGCUGCUCAAGAUACAGAUGCAGGACGCGGGCAGGGUGGCCGCGCAGGCCAAAGCAGAGGGUAGAACCGUGCCACGGGUCACCGCUAUCGAACUUACCAGAAAGCUGUUGCGAGAGCGCGGAGUAUUCGGGUUAUACAAAGGCAUAACGGCCACCGCCGCUAGAGAUGUUUCCUUCAGCGUGAUCUACUUCCCGUUGUUUGCCACUCUCAACGACCUCGGGCCCAAGGAGAGCCCGGACGGCCCCACUGCUUUCUGGUGGUCGUUCCUGUCGGGCUGCGUGGCGGGCUCGUCCGCGGCGCUGGCGGUGAACCCCAUGGACGUGGUGAAGACCAGGAUGCAGACGCUCACCAAGGGCACCGGGGAGCGGCAGUACUCUUCUAUACUGGACUGUGUCGUACAAACAUUGAAGUACGAAGGGCCGACGGCGUUCUUCAAGGGCGGCGCGUGCCGUAUGAUCGUCAUCGCGCCUCUAUUCGGCAUCGCGCAAACUGUCUACUACCUGGGCAUCGCAGAACAACUGCUCGGGCUCAAGAAGUGAACCUCUUCCAAAGUCAAUGAUCUAAGAUGUGGUAAGAAUGUUUAUGAGAUGUUUUCUUCCAAUAAUGGACCGAUGAGAGAUCGUGCUUUAGCGUGAGGGUUUUGCAAUUUCUGACAACAGAUAGCGCCAUUUGAAUUUGAGAAUUCGAUUCGAUAAUUCAGUCGAACGGGAAAAAUAAUUUUAAACAAAAUCCAGAACUCUCACUCUACUGUUAAUAUAUUAUACACCAUUAUAAAGAGAGUACAAUGUGUUUUUUAGAAGAGCAUAUAUCACAGGCUUUGAAAUAAGGCCAUAAGCACUAUGGAACUUAGAAAUCAAGAAGAGAGAUCAACUAUUAAGAUAACUGUAUUUGCACUAACUAAAACUAGUCCUAUACGUUUACUACGUUUUCUCAUAAGCGUCCAUUAUAAACAAAUUUAAUUUGUUUUAUAAUAACCUAUAAUAUAAUAAUAAUCUAAUAACAAUAUUGAAAAUAUUGUGUAUUCUUGUUUAUUAUGUCUCAGUUCUAUUUAGUGAAUUAUUUUGUUAAGUAGCCAAUUUAUGUUUUUUAACCUUUUCCUGCAGUACGCUUUUUUACUUUUUUUAAAUCACAUUCACAUUUUACAUGAGUUUUAUAAGUUAGAUUUUUUUAUAAUUUUGCAUUUUUUAAUCCUGCUUUAGUCAUUUUUGUAGGAAAAGUGCAAUUUGAUUGCCCUAAUUAAUUUAAGACAUACAUUUCCAUAUCAUACUUUUUUUACUCAUAUUUAGCUCAAAUAUUUUGUAUAAUUUCAGUGAUAGGUUAAAGUGAUAUUAUUAUGUAUUUUGUUGAUUAAUUUUAAAUAAUGAUGCCAUUUUUAUUAAGUGAAAUUGUUACGUACGGCACACAUUUUGUUUAUGAAUUGUUUUUAAUUUAUGUGGUUAAGACUACAAAGCCGAGAACGUAUUAAUUAUGUAAUCAUUAUUUCAUUAAAAAUACCUACAUAAUGUAUCUAUUAUAUUCCAUGGAUUAACUUCCAUGGAUCGUGUAUUGUGGGCGUAUGUAUGUUUAUUAGUUGGCACAUUCUAGUCAAAAUAUAUUGACGAUUAAGCUUGAGUAUGUACGCAAACGGAAAUUAACGCUAACAUACCGUUUUUUCUGAGGUUUCGACCGGGUUGCACUGACCGUGGUCACAGGAUGAUUAAUUCCCGUUUAAAAGUAUUUGAACAGUGUCGUUAAAUUGGCUUUAGGUUGACACUUGCUUUUAUUAGGUAUAUAGUUAUUUUGGAGUUUGUAACUAAUUAAACUUACUGCUGUUUUUCUAAUAAUUUGCGCUUGGUGCAAAUCACUAGCUUUUAACGAUUUACUGUGUGGGUUCGAAUUAAAGCUGAUAUUCGAUUAUUAUAAAUGACAAUAAUUAUAAAAACUGUGAGAUGUAGGUAUGUAGAUAGUGUUGUAAUGAAAUAAUAAUAUUAAUAAAUGUCAAUUUAACUAUUAUUAAAAUGAAAUUUAUUUCAGUUACGUUUAAACACGCUUUAAAUAAAGACAAUUACCAGGAAUAAAAAAAAAUUAAAAUAGGUAUGUGAAUUUUGUUGGAACGACAAUCUUAAAGAAUAUUGCCACACAAUUUAUAAAGCAAACUUUUCCUAAGUUGCGAAUAUAAAAAAGGGUAUUUUAUUAUAAUAAUUAAAAGCAGAGUAUUUAUUAUUUAAGGCUAGCUUAUUUGAUGAUAAGAGUGAAAUCUCUUAGUCGCGAUUUAUUUCGCUUAUACUCUAUGAUCGGAACCCUCCAUUAAUUACAAAGAUUUUGACCUUUUGUCUUAAUGUGUAGGUUUAU